AUGGCAUAUCAGUACCCUGCUGAACCUGUUGGCAUGCCGCCAGUCUACACUGGGGUUCCGUACACGACGGCUACUUUCGGUGGCUACUCCAUGGCACCAAUGGCUGCAAGUAGCUUGGACCAUUCGCAGGGUAAGUGGUUUGCUCCUGGUGAGCCUUUGCCACCAGGCUUUGUGGUGACGGCGCAUCCUGAUGGUCACACUGCCCCCCAGGAGAGUCAUGCAAUGACGGACAAGGCUCGCGAAAGCUUUGUCAUUACUGCUGGCAGUGCUGCCGCAGCUGUGGGUAGUGCUGUGAAGACCGGGUCGUCUGCUCUCAAGAGUAAGAAGAAGAGCAAGAAGAAGAAGAGCUCUGGCAUUUGCUGCUGA
Molecule: messenger RNA, 366 nt
Organism: Durusdinium trenchii
Lineage: Eukaryota; Dinophyceae; Suessiales; Symbiodiniaceae
Source: the annotation of a GenBank genome assembly